AUGGGCUCCGACAGCAGGCCUGUGUGCCAUCGCUGCGCGCAGAUCAAGCAGGCUUGCGACGGUAACCUGCCCUGCGCGCGAUGCGUCCGACUGAGCCUGCCCUGUAUGCCCCGAGAUGCCGUCAACACCAGCGACGCAUACCCGGGCUCCAUGGGCGACAUGCCCAAGGCCCGCAUUCGCCGUGUCCAGACCGGCUGCUUGAUGUGCAAGCGCCGCAAGAAGAAGUGCGACGAGACCAAGCCUCGCUGCGGUGAUUGUCGCCGCCUCUGUCUCGACUGCGCCUGGCCUCCUGAGCGCUCCAAGGAUAAGUCUCCGAGCCUGUCCGGACACAAGGACUCUCCCUCGGAGAAAAUGGGCAGCGAUCCCACCAUAAUCGAAAUCCCCAUCCGUCAAAGCCAGAGCCCUAGCCCGAGUUCAAGCAGCUCACCGCGCUCGAAUGGCAGCGUCAAUGGGAGAAGUAACAGCAAUGCGAGCAGCUACCACGCCGACGUCAAACCAAAGUUUGCCGUCAUCAAGCACGAUAGUUCAGCAUCGGAUGGCGAGGCAGUCUCCGACAAGGUCUCUUGGGACCUGUCUACAUCGCCUCCCACCUGGGUAGAAGCCUUUACUCCCGUCAGCAACGGCAGCGCCCACGAUGCCAUGGACCCCAGUAAUGGCACCCUAUCCGUCUAUAUUCCGCAACUACUACCCCAGCUCCAAACAACAAACGACCGCGCCCUGAUGAACCAUUACUCCACAAUAGUCUCUUCCAUACUCUCGAGGAGGAACUCGACCAACAACCCGUACAACCAUUACCUCCUUCCUAUGGCCCAGGGCAACGACCUUGUCCUUCACUGCAUUCUCGCCUUGUCGGCGAACCACUGGCGCAAGCUGCAGCCGUCUCUCGGCAGCAGAGGGCUUUAUCACCAGGGCAAAGCAGCAUCGGCACUAGCCCAACUGCUGCCGCAUGUUGACAAGCAGAGCGCGGACAUUGCUCUCGUAGCAAGUCUACUGCUCUGCAUGACUGAGUUGUUCGAUGGAACUAGUGAAGGGUGGAAACUGCAUCUCAAGGGCGCCAAGCGACUAUUGAUUACCCUAAUGACACAGCAGGGCGAAAUGUUAACGGGCCACUACAAGUUUCUGCUGAGACUGGCGCGAUUCCUCGAUUCUGCCGCCACCACAUCCACUUGCCGACCGCCCCUGAUUGGAGAUGAGGAAGCCGAGGCCGCCGCACUCAACCGCUUAUCGUUUAGUCCUGACGAAGAGGACAGUGCAGUCUAUGGCAUCCCCAAAGAGCUCUUCCACCUCCUCGAUCUUGUCAACACACUCGCAGACAAGCGCAAGACGAGAGUGGAUCGCGCCUCCGAGGCUGCGUUCCGCGAAGAGGCACAGCAGGUAGAGGAGCGCAUCAACCAUUGGUCGUACGAAUACGGCGGCAUGUCCCGCGCCGUCUACUCCAUGUCUCCCAGCAGUGAUGACGUGCUGCACGCGGCCGUGGCCUUUGAGAAUGCCGUCCGCCUGCGUCUGCACCAGGUUGUCGAGGGGUACGAGCUCACAGAUCCCAAGGUCGACCAGUGCGUCGCGGGCAUCCUCGAAGCCGUGCAAAAGAUUCGCUACGGCAGCCCGCUCGAGGCGUGCGUGCUGUUCCCGCUCGUCAUGGCCGGCGGCUCGUGCUCUAAAUACGAGCACAGGCUGAUUAUUCAGGAUCGUCUGCUCGUCAUGGAGAGGACGUGCGGCUUCGGAUACGUCUUUAAUGCAAGGGAUCUUGUGGAACGUGUCUGGUCGCGACGAGAUGAUACGGCCGGCACCGGCGCGAUUGUCAACUGGGCGCGUAUCCGGUACGAGGAAAUGCAUGGGCUGGUUGUCUUUUAA
This is a messenger RNA of Akanthomyces muscarius, 1851 nucleotides long. RefSeq lists its product as uncharacterized. Gene Ontology annotation, biological process: positive regulation of transcription by RNA polymerase II. The transcript has a single exon. Gene Ontology annotation, molecular function: zinc ion binding; DNA-binding transcription factor activity, RNA polymerase II-specific; transcription cis-regulatory region binding. Gene Ontology annotation, cellular component: nucleus. Bases 1 to 1851 code for a protein of 616 amino acids. The record is from RefSeq and is a predicted model, not a curated record. Lineage: Eukaryota; Fungi; Ascomycota; Sordariomycetes; Hypocreales; Cordycipitaceae.